Messenger RNA from Spizellomyces punctatus DAOM BR117, 1217 nucleotides. RefSeq names its product phosphopantetheine-protein transferase domain. The record is from RefSeq and is a predicted model, not a curated record. NCBI's taxonomy places the organism in Eukaryota, Fungi, Chytridiomycota, Chytridiomycetes, Spizellomycetales, Spizellomycetaceae. Gene Ontology annotation, biological process: fatty acid biosynthetic process. The transcript has 3 exons. Gene Ontology annotation, molecular function: magnesium ion binding; holo-[acyl-carrier-protein] synthase activity. The coding region runs from base 31 to 525 and encodes 164 amino acids.
CUUUUCGCCUGCUUUCCUUUUUAGAUUGCAAUGCCGAUUAUUGGAAUUGGAGUGGACACUUGCCAUCUACCACACCUGCACUCGCUCCUAACGCGGCAUUCUCCCUGGCGGCUAGUUCGCCGUAUCUUUACAGUUCGAGAACGAGAAUUAUUUGAGCAGAACUUUGGCGCACUCGAUUUACACAAACCCUUGUCGAAAUAUCCUAACCCUGAAGGGGGCCCACAUUGGAACCGUAUACCGCCCCCACAAAGAAGGCUCCUGUCAUAUUUGGGUGGCAGAUGGGCGGCAAAAGAGGCCGCGUUCAAAGCCCUGUAUCCUACUUAUCACUUGCAAUUCCGUGAUGUUUCUAUUCUUAAAGAACAAGGAGCGAAGCCCUGUAUUGUCCUUUCUCCGGACAUUGUAGAGGCUGCCAAUGUAUCGGCUAGCCAUGUAUCAUUAUCGCACGACGGCGAGAUUGCUAUGGCAUAUGUAGUAUUUGAACGAUCUUGCGAUGAGCAAACCUGUGCCAAGCUCACGAAGCAAUGAGCGCGUGCGCAACAAACGACACUCUCGCGCCAUAUCAAGGCUGCCAAUACAAGUCCACAGUCCAGCAAAGCCUAUGAGCCCAUUUUGCACGGCACGGUCAAGUAAUCUCAUUGGCUACCGGUUCGCAGCUAAGGGACAACACCUUCGACCUGGAAACAGUAAAUAAUGGAUCCUCUGGGAGUAAGCGCCUAGCCAACGAGCAUAUUUUAGAGCUUAAAGAACUCUGCGGGGCGAUCUCGUUAUGGGUCGUUGUGACUCGACGGACAGCCGAUAGUGGAUGCCUUGGAGCCCGGGGAAAUGGCUUGCCAUUAUCGACACGCCAUGCUCUAGUCUCCUUGGUUGAAUAGAGACCAAGACUGCUUGCUGCACAGCAUAAAUGAAAUCUUUCAACUAGCAGCUUUUGACCUAUGGCGAGGUCCAUCGCCGAUUUCACGACGCUGCCCUACGUGGCUGCAAUACCUAAUAUGACGGGUGUGAGUAAUCGGCUGUUCUGUCAUACUAGGAAAUUGGACAACGACCCGGAUUGGCGUCACCUUUUCCUGCAGACAUCCAUCUGUCUAGACAUCGUAUGCAUCACAGGAAAUAAGAACUAAAAUGUAGAUAUAUAUGUAUCAUGUAAAUUACAUCCGGUGGUUGUGUAUAUUUGCAAUACGAUAAAUGGCAAGCUUACAGCUAACUCCAUUGAUAUCCAA